CAGAGAUUUUCUGUUGGAUGGUAAAAGCAAGGAAUAAAAAUUGAAAAUUUGGAAAAUGUCUCAACACUUUUAUCACCAGAACCACACAAGAGUCAUUUCUAGCUCACCGUUAGAGAACGUGUCGCUGCUGUUCUAUGAGACGUUAUGGAAAUUUCAGAGGAAAGAUACUCAGUGUCAGGCAUUUGUGAAGAGAGUUAUAAUGAGUCGUCUCUUUAAGAUAAUUAUGAUUAGCACCGUCUCAACGAAUGCCUUUUUUAUGGUCUUGUGGACUGAUUAUAAAACAAGAUACAACUUGUUCAGACUUUUUGAGGUCUCAGAGCUCAUCUUUGUGUCCAUCUAUAGCUCCGAGUUCUGCAUGAAGCUCUACGUGGACCCCAUCAACUACUGGAAGGAUGGCUACAACCUGCUAGAUGUGAUCAUUAUCAUCAUCAUCUUCAUCCCCUACAGUCUCCGCAAGAUCAAGGGCAAGCACUACCCCUACCUCAACAUCGCCGAUGGCGUACAGUCCCUGCGCAUUCUCAAGCUUGUCACCUAUAGCCGCGGCAUCCGGACGCUCAUCACCGCUGUGGGGCAGACAGCCUACACCGUGGCCUCUGUGCUCAUCCUGCUCUUCGUCCUGAUGUACAUCUUCGCUGUCCUGGGCUUCUGCCUAUUUGGAGUUCCAGAGAGGGCUGACCUGAAUAACUGGGGGAACCUGGCUAUGGCCUUCUUUACCCUCUUCAGCUUGGCCACGGUCGAUGGCUGGACAGACCUGCAGCAGCAGCUGGAUGCCCGGAAUUUUAUUCUGAGCCGUUCGUUCACCAUCAUCUUCAUCUUGCUUGCCUCCUUCGUCUUCCUUAGCAUGUUCGUGGGUGUGAUGAUCAUUCACACUCAGGACUCUGUCAAAAAGUUUGAGCGGGAGCUGAUGCUAGAGAGACACAUGACACUCAUGGAAGAGAAGCAUGUGAUUUUGAAGCGGCAACAGGAGGAGGUCAGCAAGCUGAUGCAGACACAGAAGAACGUUGACCACAAAAGUUUCACUGAGCUGGUGGAGAAGUUUAAGAAGACCCUGCGGCACACUGACCCCAUGGUCUUGGAUGAUUUUGGCACGAGCCUACCCUUCAUUGAUGUCUACUUGUCCACUCUGGACAACCAGGAUGCUACCAUCUACAAGCUUCAGGAGCUGUACUACGAGAUCGUGCACGUGCUGAGCCUGAUGCUUGAAGACUUGCCCCAGAAGAAGCAGUCCCAGUCCUUGGAGAAGGUCGAGGAGAAGUAGCUGGAUGUGGGCACCCAGGCACUGAGGGCCUCGCAGGCUGUGACACCCUGUCCCGCCAAUUAAACACAGGUUUUCUGAGUUGGCCUCUUCACGGCUGCUGUGAUCAUGGCAUUUCUCCACCUUUGGGAACUGGGCCUGAGUAGAUGCCCAUGAAGUCUGAUUACCCCCUCACGUGACACAGCCAGACCUUGGAAGUAGGGAGUGGGGAGAGAGAGGCUCAAGGCCCACCCUGACCAGAAGACACACCUAGGGUCCACACUGGCUCUCUCCUCCU
Messenger RNA from Balaenoptera ricei (Rice's whale), 1532 nucleotides. RefSeq names its product cation channel sperm associated 3 (gene CATSPER3). Gene Ontology annotation, biological process: monoatomic ion transport; transmembrane transport. The transcript is spliced from 8 exons. NCBI's taxonomy places the organism in Eukaryota, Metazoa, Chordata, Mammalia, Artiodactyla, Balaenopteridae. Gene Ontology annotation, molecular function: monoatomic ion channel activity. The record is from RefSeq and is a predicted model, not a curated record. Gene Ontology annotation, cellular component: membrane. The coding region runs from base 56 to 1258 and encodes 400 amino acids.